This is a messenger RNA of Corythoichthys intestinalis (scribbled pipefish), 4480 nucleotides long. RefSeq names its product histone deacetylase 6 (gene hdac6). Lineage: Eukaryota; Metazoa; Chordata; Actinopteri; Syngnathiformes; Syngnathidae. Bases 90 to 3374 code for a protein of 1094 amino acids. Gene Ontology annotation, molecular function: histone deacetylase activity; transcription factor binding; zinc ion binding. The transcript is spliced from 29 exons. Gene Ontology annotation, cellular component: histone deacetylase complex. The record is from RefSeq and is a predicted model, not a curated record. Gene Ontology annotation, biological process: negative regulation of transcription by RNA polymerase II.
GCGCGCUGCGUUGUGACGUCUCUGUUGUGCGACUUUUCGUUGGCGGUCAAGAAGGGAAAAAAACGCAAAGAAUUUCCUUGGAGUCUGAGAUGUCAUCUGGAGCUGAUCAUCCUCCAACAUCAUGCGGACCAAAGUCAGUACGGCGGUCUCCUCGUCUCUCCCCUCAGGGAGGCGUGGGUCAAGGAGAGCAGCAGAGGAAAAAAGGUGGAGGUUUGCAGGAGGCAAAGAAGAAAGGGAAAAUGCUAAGGAACCGAGAGGAACAGAAUGAGGAGUUGCAUGUCCAACUCCAGCAGAUGGACCUGUCCAACAGUUCGCCUGUCACUGGUACAGGUUUGGUCUAUUCAGAGACUUUCACUCUUCAUCAGAACCUGUGGGAUUCCAAUCAUGCAGAAAGCCCAGACAGACUGAGGUUCAUCAUGGAGGAGCUAGAAAGACAAGAGCUUUUGUCUCGCUGCGUUCGAGUGCAGCCCAGAGCAGCCACUGAUGAAGAGCUGCUUUUUGUUCACACGAAGAACUACAUUGACCUGAUAAAGUCCACUCAGCAAAUGUCUGAAACAGAGCUGCAUCAACUUUCUGACAAAUAUGAUUCCAUAUUUAUCCAUCCAGAGACCUUCCAUGUGUCGAUACUAGCGGUGGGUUCAGUGCUACAGCUCGUUGACCAGGUUUUGACAUCUAAACUUAGGAACGGCUUUGCUGUUGUCAGGCCUCCUGGUCAUCAUGCUCAAUCAAACGAGGCCAACGGGUUUUGUAUUUUCAACAAUGUGGCCGUUGCAGCUCGUUAUGCUCAGAAAAAACACAGUGUUAAAAGAAUUUUGAUCGUGGAUUGGGAUGUUCAUCAUGGUCAAGGGAUCCAGUAUGUUUUCCAGGAAGAUCCCAGCGUGUUGUACAUGAGCGUACACAGGUUUGAGCAUGGUGCAUUCUGGCCUCACCUACCUGAGUCUCACAGUACUUUUGUCGGCUGCCCCCCUGCCGAAGGAAGGAACAUCAACCUGGCAUGGAGCACGGCAGGAAAAAGCGACGCAGACUACGUGUGUGCUUUCCAGCAAUUGCUACUUCCUGUUGCCUACGAGUUUCAGCCAGAGCUUGUACUGGUCUCAGCAGGUUUUGAUGCUGUAUUGGGGGAUCCCAAGGGCGAGAUGUGCGUGAGUCCUAAAUGUUUCCAGACACUCACGCACAUGCUGAUGUCUUUGGCAGAAGGUCGACUCAUUCUGGCACUCGAGGGCGGUUACAACCUACAGAAGACUGCAGAGGGUGCUGCUGCUUGUGUUCGAGCACUUCUGGAGGGAGCCUCUGCACCAAAGGGUCCAGCCACUGCACCUUCUGACUGUGCCCUGAAUUCCAUCUCUGAGACCAUCUCAGCUCUGUACCCAUACUGGACCUCACUACAAGUGUUGGAGGGUGAUAUAUUCGCCGAAGAAUGUGCUCUCAGAGACACACCGAAUAAGGAGUGCACACUGAGUCCCAGUGUCACGACAACUGGUCUGGUGUAUGAUGAGAGGAUGAUGGAGCAUCUGAACAUGUGGGAUAGGCAUCAUCCUGAACAGCCACAAAGAAUCUUCAAGAUCUUCUCCAGGCAUCAGCAGCUUGGACUGGUAGAGCGUUGCCGCCAAAUCCCUGCUCGCUAUGCCACGGAAGAGGAGCUCGCCAUGUGUCACACCAUGGAACAUAUCCAGCUGAUGAAGUCCACCGCUACGAUGAAGAGCAGAGAUCUGCACUUAUUGGGACAAGAGUUCAACUCCAUCUUCAUCAACUGUCAGAGUUAUCAGUGCGCCCUGCUGGCUGCUGGAUGCUGCUUCAAUGCUGUAGACCACAUCCUGAGUGGACAGGUGAGAAGCGGCGUAGCUAUCGUGCGGCCCCCAGGCCAUCAUGCCGAGAGAGACUCUGCUUGCGGUUUUUGUUUCUUUAACACUGCUGCGCUCGCAGCUCGCUAUGCUCAGAAAAACUCCCACGAUGCACCUGUACGAGUCUUAAUCCUGGACUGGGAUGUUCACCACGGCAAUGGCACACAGCACAUGUUUGAAGACGAUAAUAGCGUCCUUUACAUCUCUCUCCAUCGCUAUGACAACGGGACCUUCUUCCCGUCCUCGGAGGACGCCGCCCCGGACCGAGUGGGUGUGGGCCAGGGAGCGGGUUUUAAUGUCAACGUGGCCUGGAGCGGCGGGCGGAUGGGAGACGCCGAAUAUCUUGCCGCCUUCCACCACGUCGUCAUGCCCAUUGCCGCUGAGUUCAAUCCAAGUUUGGUGUUGGUGUCGGCGGGAUUUGACGCUGCACGGGGAGACCCUCUGGGAGGAUACCGCGUGACCCCUGAGGGCUAUGCCCACCUCACGCACAUGCUGAUGUCGUUGGCUUGUGGGCGGGUAUUAGUCAUACUGGAGGGUGGUUACAACUUGACGUCCAUCUCCGACUCCAUGGCCAUGUGCACAAGUGUGUUGCUUGGCGACCCUCCUCCUUUCUUGGUGAAGCCUCUCCCCCCACCUCACCACACUGCAGUAGCUGCCAUCAACGAGGUCAUCCGACACCACGCCACAUACUGGAAGUCAUUGAGGAUAAGAAUCCCAGAGUCCGUACGAACAGCCAUACCUUCCCCAAGUGUUCAUCGGAGACGUAGUGGUAAAGGGAAAGGCAGGAGGUCAAGACAGAGUGGACCAGACAAACCACCAUCACCACCCACAAUGGGAUUGAAGGACACCACAGCAGAUGCCGGUUUGGACAAGCUCACACAAGGAUUGGCCGGCUUGAAUAUCAGUAAGAGCAUGCACACGCCUGAAGCAGAUGAAACUCAGGCCAAAAUGCACUGCGAGGGAAACGAUAGGGUGGAGUCGGAAGAAAUGACAUCUGAGCAGAGCCAAUUGAGGGCGGAGAGAAGUGAAGUGACACCUAAGCAGAGCCAAUUAGCAGAGAGCUUGCUGCCGGAGGUCGAUGUCGCCGCACCAGCAAACAUUGACCCCGGAAAUAAGCCAGAGCCAGAGGGAGCGUGUGGUUGGUCGAAGCCUGAGGGAACUUUGGAACUGACAUGUGGACUUCAGAUGGCCGGAAUGUUUGUGGUGGACCCUCUGUCCUGGUGUCCUCACCUUGACACCGUCAAGCCCCUGCCCACGUCCGGUAUUGAUGUCUUCAUGCCUUGUCAAGACUGUGGCUCGGAGGCGGAGAACUGGAUCUGCCUUAGCUGCUACAAGGUGGCAUGCGGCCGCUACAUCAGUGAGCACAUGUUGAUGCACGGCAUGAUGGCCGAUCAUCCUGUGGUGCUGAGCUUCUGUGACCUCUCUGUUUGGUGCUACGCAUGCGAAGCCUAUGUGCACAACCAGGUCUUGUUUGAAGCAAAGAACGCCGCCCACAGUGCCAAGUUCGGAGAGGAGAUUCCACCCUGGAGUUAGAAAGAGGAGAUAGACGAUGGACUUGACCGUAAAGACUGCUCAGACUUUUGGACGUUUUAAAAUCACUACAGUCAACCUAGUAGCGAUCAUUUUCAGCAACUUUUUCAUGCUGUUAAUUAAAGUGCAGCUCCUCCAUUAGUGCUCACCAGCACAUUGCUUCACAACCAGGUUCUACAAUGGAGGCUUUUAAAGAGGCACUUAAGUGUACAUAUAUUUUUUAGAACCUCGGAUGUCAUUUUACAAGGUUUGCACAACAAUUUGCGAUAAAAGUGCCCAGAAUGGGCAGCUGACUGGAUGUAAUUUAUAUACUGGCCGUCGAUGGGGUGGGUGUGUGAGUUGGAAGCUUGUGGGCUUUGGCAAAUGUGUGUGGUGACUUUGACUACAAAGUUUUUCAAUGAUACAAAGCUAAGCUAUUUUCCUUUUGUAGAAAAAUAGGAUAAUCACUCACCUCACACCCUCACUUCAGCAGGGAUCCGUGCGUGCAGAGGAGUAUUUCAGUCAGAAGGCAAGACUUCCUGGUUCCAAAAUGCUUACAUGCUCCUUUAAUCUACUGUAUGCUUAAUGCGACACAUUUUAGAACCAGGAAGUGGCCACUCAAAACAAGCUUGCCUACCUACUCAAUGCACAUUAGUGGAUGUGGAAGAAAAAUGAAGAGGGCAGGUACUUGCAUGAUUGGGCACGGUGGGAUGUUACCCUGUGACCGAUUUCAAAACCAACAAUUUACAAACAAAACAAAACAAAAAAAUACAAAGAUGACAAACUUCAACGGGCACUCUUCCAUUUCAACUUAACUCGAAAACAUUAAAAAAUGACUUUAGUGCCUCUUUAAAUUUCGAAAAUGCCUGUGAAAAGGGGCUGCCAAAAACUAAACGUGAUAUAGGGGUUGGGGGACUUAAAGUAAAUUUAAAUUUAAAUGUAAUGUUUUGAGGCCGUCGUGGCCUGUUUGUUGUGCAAUAACAGUGUUCUGUACACACAUUAAAACAUUUUUUAAAUGUUUUUGAAGUCAAACGUCAAUGUUUAGAACAAGAUGUAUAGUUGAUUUUCUCACGUGAUGAAAAUCAAUAAAAAUAGAAGUGGUUAACGGUGCAUGUCAGAGGGGAACUAAA